AAUGGAAAAAUAUUCUUGAUAAUCAUAUUUUUUGGCAAGAUAUUAAUGAAAAAUUAGAUUUUGAAAAACCUAAAUCUAAAGGAAAAUAUACAACAUAUUAUUCUAUCUUUAACAAAAAUUGGAAAAAACUUUGUUCUUGUAAAAAAGAACUUAAAAGAAACAAACAAAAAUCAAUU
Molecule: messenger RNA, 176 nt
Organism: Racocetra persica
Lineage: Eukaryota; Fungi; Glomeromycota; Glomeromycetes; Diversisporales; Gigasporaceae
Source: the annotation of a GenBank genome assembly